Cynara cardunculus var. scolymus (artichoke) is the source of this 480-nucleotide messenger RNA. RefSeq names its product eukaryotic translation initiation factor 5A-like. Gene Ontology annotation, molecular function: translation elongation factor activity; ribosome binding; RNA binding. NCBI's taxonomy places the organism in Eukaryota, Viridiplantae, Streptophyta, Magnoliopsida, Asterales, Asteraceae. The transcript has 5 exons. Gene Ontology annotation, biological process: positive regulation of translational elongation; positive regulation of translational termination. Bases 1 to 480 code for a protein of 159 amino acids. The record is from RefSeq and is a predicted model, not a curated record.
AUGUCAGAUGUGGAGCUUCACUUUGAGUUCAAUGCUGAUGCAGGUGCAUCCAAAACCUUCCCACAACAAGCUGGAACCAUCCGAAAGAAUGGUUACAUUGUCAUCAAGAACAGACCCUGCAAGGUUGUUGAGGUUUCUACUUCAAAAACUGGCAAGCACGGACAUGCAAAAUGUCAUUUUGUGGGUAUUGAUGUAUUUACUGGCAAGAAGCUUGAAGAUAUUGUUCCUUCAUCUCACAAUUGUGAUGUUCCUCAUGUCUCUCGUACAGAUUAUCAACUUAUUGAUAUCUCUGAAGAUGGUUUUGUGAGUCUUCUGACUGAAAGUGGGACCACCAAAGAUGAUCUCAGGCUUCCCACAGACGAAAAUCUUGUUGCUCAGAUUAAAGAUGGGUUUGCUGAAGGAAAAGAUCUCGUGGUAAGCGUUAUGUCCGCAAUGGGAGAAGAACAAAUCAAUUCUCUUAAGGACAUUGGCAAGAAUUAG